Phalaenopsis equestris is the source of this 2440-nucleotide messenger RNA. RefSeq names its product tRNA(Ile)-lysidine synthase. The record is from RefSeq and is a predicted model, not a curated record. The transcript is spliced from 11 exons. NCBI's taxonomy places the organism in Eukaryota, Viridiplantae, Streptophyta, Magnoliopsida, Asparagales, Orchidaceae. Gene Ontology annotation, biological process: tRNA processing. The coding region runs from base 223 to 2220 and encodes 665 amino acids. Gene Ontology annotation, molecular function: ATP binding; ligase activity, forming carbon-nitrogen bonds.
AACUUAUCUAAAAUUGUUUUUGAAUUUUUAUACUAGGGAUCGAAGCUGCGGCCCAAACAAGCAGUUGAAAGGCAUGCACCCAACUGAGCCCAGGUCGGGCGACCAAAUCAGCCGACAACAAUCCAUGAACCCUAAUAAUCCCGCCGGAAAAUUACAAAUCCUCUGAGUGCUUCCUUCAAGGUAAACCAACCUUUGCAAAAGGGCUCCAUAUUGCUCCUUGAGAUGCUCUUCGUCCUCCGCCCGCCCCGCCAUAACCCUAUCCUCCUCCCUCUACGCCAUUUCGGCUGCAAAUGCUCUGCUCCGGACAUCUCUUUCUACAGAGAGUCCUUCGCAAGAAAGAUGGCCUUGGCGGGUAUCAAACCCCACCACAGGAUUGCUCUUGGAGUCUCUGGUGGCCCGGACAGCAUGGCGCUCUGCGUCUUGACGGCCGGUUGGAAGUCUGAAGGGCUUAGCGGGAAGGUUGGCUCAUCCGGCUAUAUUGAUGGGCUUUUGGGUAUUGUCGUCGACCAUAGGUUACGUGAUGAGAGCGCCGAGGAGGCGAGGAUUGUGCAAGAGAGGGUGAUGAAGAUGCACAUUAGAUGCGAGAUUUCUUGUUGCAAUUGGCCUAAGGGAAGGCCAAAGGUUGGUGGUUUGCAGGGGGCUGCUAGAGAGAUGAGGUAUCAAAAUUUCCAGGCUAUUUGUGUUGAGCGGCAGAUUGGGGUAUUGCUUGUCGGCCAUCAUGCUGAUGACCAGGCUGAGUUGUUUAUUUUGAGACUAUCACGUAAUAGUGGGGUCUUUGGACUUGCUGGCAUGCCAUCUGUUUCACAGUUGUUUUCUUCAGCUGUAAGCCAUUCAUGGAGCGGUUACAGCAAUCGUGGAAUACUGCUUGUUCGACCAUUACUAGAUUUUUCUAAAGGUGACAUGUAUGAAAUAUGUCAAGGCAGUAAACAAAUAUGGGUGGAAGAUCCAACAAACCAAAGCAUGUUGUUUGCCCGAAACCGCAUACGCAAUGCUUUGAAGAACUUGCCCUCAAGUUCAUUUACAUUUGAAAUGAAGGCACUUGUAUCUGCAUGCCGGUUGACACGUUGUUUUAUAGAAAAUAUCAGCCACAAAAUGUUGGAGCAUUUUGUGUCCAUAAUGAAUGAAGGUUAUGGCAUUGUUGAUCUUGAGAAGCUUGAUCCAUCAAACGUUGAUGAUCUACCUCUUUCAAAAUUUCUAGUAAUGAUCUUGCAGUUCAUCUCACAAAGACAAAGGCCAAUUCGUGGCAGUGCUAUGAAGCUACUACUUCAGUAUGUCCGAAACAUCCCUUGCAAGACGUCUCUGACUGUAGCUGGUUGUUAUCUCUGUGCAGCUCCUCGGUCUAAAGGCAAAAAAGUCAUUGUAUGCUGUUCUCCAGAAUCUCCUUUUCCCUCAAAGCUGCUCCUAUCUAACUUCUAUUACGAAGAAGACACUUCGUUGUACCGUGUGAUUGAACAGAUCAUCAGAAAUGCGAAGUUCAAUUCUGAUAAAUUUGUCACAGAAACCCAUAAUAUACCUUUUCUGCAUGCAACAUCAUCUGAAGCCAUGCUAAGAGAGGCAGAGCAACUGGAUAUUAUCAGUCAGUUAACAUAUAACAGCAUUCGUUCACUACAAAUGGAAGAAUAUGGCAAUUUUUGUUCACAAAGUGGAGUUGGAGAGGCUUAUGAUUCAGGGUAUGGGGCUCAAGUUUCUAGUCCAUCAAAUGCACAGAUUUAUCCUGGCCAGUCCUACCAUUUUAUGCGCAGAUUCUUAGUGACCUGGAACCUUUCUGGAAGAAAAGAUGGUAUUUCUUCCAAAUUAAAUGAGUUCAAUAAAAACCCAGAAGCAAAUGCGAGAAAGUUUUGUCAGUUUUGUAGAAUUAGUCAGGAGAAUGCUCUUACAAUACGCCAUAUGGUUGAUGCUGAUUGGUUAUAUCUUGCGAAGCUUUCUGCUAAAUGCAGUGAAUGCAGAAAUGAGUUGGAAACUUCAAAUUUUGAAUUGGAACAUUAUGUUGCAUUGGAACAUUUGUGCUCCAGUUACAUGAAAGCUUCAAUUCAAACAGCUCUUGAAAAUCUGAAAAAGAUUCCGGCAGCUGCAAGAAGGGCACUUCCUGUGUUUGUCAACUCUCAUGAUAUACCCUUAUGUAUACCGAACAUUGAUUUUAGCUGCUGCCCUUGUCUUGCAAUCAUUGUUGAAUUCAGACCAGGAGUACCACUUGGAGGAGGUUACAGAUCUUAUCUGUGAAUUUGAAUGUGAAAAUCCUUUCACUGAAUAAAAUUGGUUGGUUUCAUGUAAAUAAAUAACUCUUUUAAAUUUAUUAUUUUGAUUUCAUUUUAGAGUAGUAGAAUUAAAGCUUUUCCUGAUAUUUUUGCCUUUUGUUGGAGAUGGAAGGGAUGGUACCAUUGUAUAGUUCCCUAAAAGUGUGUACUUUGGUGUAUUUAGCUAAUCUAGUGUAUUAUUAUCA